GGCGGCUGCAGUGGGAGUUCAGGGAACGCUGGCGGCGGUGGCUUCUCAGCAAAGCAAGUGUCUGAGACUGAGACUCCGCAGCGGCGGCGGCGGCGGCGGCAGCCGGGACCGAGAUACAGAGUUAACGCUGGAAAUCUGGAGAAGCAUUUUAUACAAAUUGAAAGAUUGGGCUUUCUCUUCAGUUUUCCAGAUGUAUUGUCUCAUCUGCAUACUUGAAAUAUCCACAAUCACAUAAACUCCAGAUGUAACCAUGGAGUUACGCGACCCAUCAAGAUAUAGGAAAAGUGUGGCCAAGGUUCGGAACCAGGCAGUUUUCCACCAGUUCAACAAUUAAUAUAAACAUAUAUUCUCUGCUGAUUAUCAGGAAUAAAGAGCCAAAUAAAGUCAUGCACAUUCUGUUGGCAGAUGGACUCUGUGGCUGUUCAAUUUUACUGUAACUGGUUACUCUGCCAUUCAAAGUCAACUUAAUAUGCAAGUUCCGUCCAAAUGGAUGUAAAGAUCUGUGUUGAUGUACCCAGAUGCUAGCAAAUGUUGACGAUAAGAAACCUAUUAUGACUAAUCCUUGGGAAGAGAAAGUCUGCAAAAUGGCUCAAACGAGUUUACUGCAGGGGAAGCAGUUUUACUGUAGGGAGUGGGUUUUCCACAAGCUUCAGCAUUGCCUCCAGGAGAAGACUAACUGCUGCAACAGUGCUGUCAACACACCACCCCUUGUAAUGAAUUCUGGGAAUAAUGCUAGUGUUGUCUCUGGGAAAGGAGCUGCCUGGGGUGUGUUACUGGUAGGAGGGCCUGGUAGUGGCAAGACAGCCUUAUGCACUGAACUCUUGUGGCCAAGCUCACCUACAAGCUUGCAGAGAGGUUUACAUCGCCAGGCUUUGGCCUUUCAUUUCUGCAAAGCGCAGGACUCUGACACUUUGUGUGUUGGAGGGUUUAUUAGAGGUCUGGUUGCUCAGAUCUGCCGUAGUGGACUACUCCAAGGAUAUGAGGACAAACUAAGGGAUCCAGCAGUUCAAAGCCUCCUACAACCCGGGGAAUGUGAGAGAAACCCAGCGGAAGCAUUUAAAAGGUGUGUCCUGCUCCCUCUUUUGGGGAUGAAGCCGCCGCAGCAAAGCCUCUAUCUUCUUGUGGAUUCUGUGGACGAAGGGUGUAACGUUACUGAGGGUGAACAGAUGUCCACCAGCUUAUCUGGGACUGUGGCAGAGCUUUUGGCUGGUCACCACGAGUUCUUUCCACCGUGGCUAUUGCUUCUCUGUUCUGCCCGAAAACAGAGCAAAGCUGUUACUAAAAUGUUUACUGGUUUUCGAAAAAUAAGUUUAGAUGAUCUUCGGAAGGCAUAUAUCGUUAAGGAUGUUCAGCAGUACAUCCUUCAUCGUUUAGAUCAAGAAGAAGCUUUGCGACAACACCUCACGAAAGAAACUGCAGAGAUGUUAAAUCAACUGCACAUUAAAAGCAGCGGAUGCUUUCUUUAUCUAGAACGAGUUCUCGAUGGAGUUGUAGAAAAUUUUAUUAUGUUGAGAGAGAUUCGUGACAUCCCAGGAACUCUAAAUGGUCUGUAUCUCUGGCUGUGUCAAAGACUUUUUGUAAGAAAACAGUUUGCAAAGGUUCAGCCUAUCUUGAAUGUGAUUCUUGCAGCCUGCCGGCCUCUGACCAUAACAGAAUUAUAUCAUGCAGUAUGGACAAAAAAUAUGUCAUUAACCUUGGAAGAUUUUCAACGCAAGUUAGAUGUCCUCUCCAAACUUCUUGUUGAUGGACUUGGAGAUACUAAAAUACUAUUUCACUACAGUUUUGCAGAGUGGCUCCUGGAUGUGAAACACUGCACUCAAAAGUAUUUAUGCAAUGCAGCAGAAGGACACCGAAUGUUGGCUAUGAGUUAUACCUGUCAAGCCAAGAAUUUAACACCAUUGGAAGCACAAGAAUUUGCGCUGCACUUAAUUAAUUCGAACUUACAGUUAGAGACAGCUGAGUUGGCUCUGUGGAUGAUAUGGAAUGGCACACCUGUCAGAGACUCCCUGUCUACUUUAAUACCCAAGGAACAAGAAGUGCUGCAGCUGUUGGUGAAAGCUGGCGCUCAUGUCAACAGUGAAGAUGAUCGCACAUCAUGCAUCGUUCGGCAGGCCUUAGAAAGAGAGGAUUCCAUUCGGACAUUACUAGACAAUGGAGCUUCAGUAAAUCAGUGUGAUUCUAAUGGGAGAACAUUACUGGCUAAUGCGGCUUACAGUGGCAACCUUGACGUGGUGAAUUUACUGGUCUCUAGGGGAGCAGACUUGGAAAUAGAAGAUGCUCACGGACACACGCCACUCACCCUGGCUGCUCGACAAGGACAUACCAAGGUGGUUAAUUGUCUGAUUGGUUGUGGAGCAAAUAUUAAUCACACCGAUCAGGAUGGCUGGACAGCAUUGAGAUCCGCGGCUUGGGGUGGUCACACUGAGGUUGUGUCUGCACUGCUUUAUGCCGGCGUAAAAGUGGACUGUGCAGAUGCCGACAGCCGAACAGCUCUGAGAGCAGCAGCCUGGGGAGGACAUGAGGAUAUUGUGCUGAACUUGCUCCAGCAUGGUGCUGAAGUCAACAAAGCUGACAACGAAGGCCGAACUGCUUUGAUUGCGGCUGCCUAUAUGGGACAUAGAGAGAUCGUGGAACACCUGCUGGAUCACGGAGCGGAAGUGAAUCAUGAGGAUGUUGACGGCAGGACUGCACUCUCUGUGGCUGCACUUUGUGUUCCUGCAAGUAAAGGACAUGCAUCGGUCGUUAGCCUUCUGAUUGAUCGAGGUGCUGAAGUGGAUCACUGCGAUAAAGAUGGCAUGACGCCCCUGCUGGUGGCUGCCUAUGAAGGACAUGUCGAUGUGGUUGACUUGCUUCUAGAGGGGGGAGCUGAUGUCGACCACACGGAUAACAAUGGGCGUACACCCCUCCUAGCUGCUGCUUCUAUGGGUCAUGCCUCAGUUGUAAACACGCUUUUGUUUUGGGGUGCUGCCGUGGACAGCAUUGACAGUGAAGGGAGAACAGUGCUUAGCAUAGCUUCAGCCCAGGGAAAUGUUGAAGUAGUCCGUACUCUCUUGGACCGGGGCUUAGAUGAAAAUCACAGAGAUGAUGCUGGAUGGACACCUUUGCACAUGGCAGCUUUUGAAGGCCACAGAUUAAUAUGUGAAGCACUUAUUGAACAAGGUGCUAGAACAAAUGAGAUCGACAACGAUGGGCGGAUACCUUUCAUAUUAGCGUCACAAGAGGGUCAUUAUGACUGUGUUCAAAUAUUACUGGAGAAUAAAUCCAACAUUGAUCAGAGAGGUUAUGAUGGAAGAAAUGCUCUGCGGGUUGCUGCGUUAGAAGGACACCGGGACAUUGUUGAAUUGCUUUUUAGCCACGGAGCUGAUGUUAACUACAAAGAUGCUGAUGGCAGGCCAACACUUUAUAUUUUGGCCUUAGAAAAUCAGCUUACAAUGGCUGAGUAUUUUUUGGAAAAUGGUGCAAACGUGGAAGCAAGUGAUGCUGAAGGCAGGACAGCACUUCAUGUCUCGUGCUGGCAAGGCCACUUGGAGAUGGUGCAGGUUCUGAUCACCUACCACGCUGAUGUCAAUGCUGCUGACAAUGAGAAGCGCUCCGCACUGCAGUCUGCAGCCUGGCAGGGCCACGUAAAAGUGGUGCAGCUUCUCAUUGAGCAUGGCGCCGUGGUGGACCACACAUGUAAUCAGGGCGCCACCGCGCUCUGCAUUGCGGCCCAGGAAGGACACAUUGACGUCGUGCAGGUUUUAUUAGAGCAUGGUGCCGAUCCAAACCAUGCUGAUCAAUUUGGACGCACUGCUAUGCGAGUUGCAGCCAAAAAUGGACACUCUCAGAUAAUUAAAUUAUUAGAAAAAUAUGGUGCAUCCAGUUUGAAUGGCUGUUCUCCAUCUCCUGUUCACACGAUGGAGCAAAAACCUCUACAGUCAGUGUCUUCGAAGAUGCAGUCCCUAACAAUUAAAUCAAACAGCUCAGGCAGCACUGGUGGUGGGGAAGUGCAGCCUUCGUUGCGCAGUUUACCAAAUGGGCCAGCUCAUGCAUUCAGUUCUCCUUCAGAAUCGCCUGAUUCGACAGUUGAUCGGCAAAAGUCAUCGUUGUCAAAUAAUUCCUUGAAAAGCUCAAAAAAUUCAUCUUUGAGAACUACUUCAUCUACAGCAACGGCUCAAACAGUGCCAAUUGACAGCUUCCACAGCUUGUCAUUUACAGAACAAAUUCAGCAGCACUCGUUGCCACGCAGUAGAAGUCGCCAGUCGAUUGUCUCCCCAUCUUCCACAACACAGUCCUUGGGCCAGAGCCAUCAUUCACCGAGUAGUGAGUUUGAGUGGAGUCAAGUCAAGCCCAGCUUGAAGUCAACGAAGACGAAUAAAGGGGGGAAAUCAGAAAAUUCCAACAAAUCUGGGUCAGCUGGGAAAAAAGCUAAACAAAAUAAUUCUUCACAGCCGAAGGUCUUAGAAUAUGAAAUGACACAGUUUGAUAAAAGAGGACCCACAGCCAAAUCUGGGACCAGUGCACCAUCUAAGCAGAUGCCAGCAGAUUCACAGUGUAAAAUCAUGAUUCCUUCAGCUCAGCCAGAAAUAGGCCGAUCUCAACAGCAGUUCCUUAUUCACCAACAAAGUGGGGAACAGAAGAAGAGAAACGGAAUAAUGACAAAUCCAAAUUAUCAUCUGCAGAGCAACCAGGUUUUUCUCGGUAGGGUUUCAGUCCCACGGACAAUACAAGAUAGAGGGCAUCAGGAAGUGUUAGAAGGAUACCCUUCCUCGGAGACGGAAUUAAGCCUUAAACAAGCUCUGAAGCUUCAGAUUGAGGGUUCUGACCCUAGCUUCAACUAUAAAAAGGAAACACCAUUAUAAAAGUUUCCUAUUCUGUGAAACAGAAGACAUUGUGAUUGGAGUGAUUCUUCAGCUACUGGAUGAAAACAAAAUGCCUGUUGAUUUGCUGAAAAAAAAAAGAAGAAUGUGAUACCUGCAGUACAGUUACCUUAAAUACUGUCACGUGCCUCAGUAGUAAGGCUGCCUUCUCAAUGUAACCCUCUGUGCUUAAAAAAUUUCAUUUUGUGUGCUUUGUAUUCACUACCCAAGAGUAAGCACUUUUUUUUUUUUUAAAUGCAGAUAUAUACUGCAGUUCCCUGAUAAAAGAUGAAAAAUAUUUUGAGUAUUUUAAGUUAAUAUUUGAUAAGUGUGCAUGUGCCAUGAUCAAAUAUAUAUGAAAAGGCAGUGUUCCUUGUAUUUAUUUUUUUCUUUCUGUGGCAAAUGAAACUUAAGCAUACUGUUUCAGUCACACUUACCUUGUUGUAAUGUAUAGUUUGUUUUCCUGUAUCCUUAAAAAUGUCACUCAAUAAAAUAAACCAUGCAACUCUUUUAUGUUCACUACACCUUCAGCAUUGGUUUAAAAUGUGUUUCUAUUUAAUGCUACAUCAAGGUGAAAAAAUAGUUUCAUGAAAGAUUUUCGAAAAGUCUAGUAUUUUAGGGAGCUGCUCUAAGCAGUUUAAAUUUAGACUUCUCAGUGUAAUCCUCCUAAUCUUCAGCUAAAGGUGUGGGAAAAAAAAGGAAAAAACCCAUACACAGACUAUAGGCAGAACAAAGUUCUGUUUCAUUCACUGGGAUGCAGUUUCACCUUCCUCUCACUUGUCAUUCCACAUCCAAGAAGACAGAUGAUCAUUCCUGAGGCAUGAAAAUUCUCAGGGACAGAGCCAGGCCUCAGUGGCAUGUGUAUAGAGGGAGAUGCACCUGUCUAUCUGAGGGUAGAUUUUUGAUCCCUGAACAAUUCACUGACUACCCUUCUUUCUUCCAUCCAGUUAUGUAAAACAUUUACCACUGUAGAUUGUGAUGCCGGCUUCUCUCUGUUCUUUCUAUUUUGUAAAUCACUGCAUGUCUGAAAUAGCCCCCCACUCAGAAUCAAUUGGAUCAAUUUUAAUGAUUAGUUGGAUGAAUAUUCUUGAUGAAUAUGUGUUUUCCUUCACAGAUGACACCACUAACCUAUCGGCCAUAGUACAGAUGUAUUUUUUUAUUGCUAUUUGCUAAACAGUAGUAAUGGAUUUGCACUUUUCUGUCCACAUACUCUUUCCUGUUUUACUCUUUGGACAAUCACUUCUAGAAUGAUAGAUGCCAGGGUUAGGGGUGAAGUCUGUAACCAAGGAAAACAAAGUCAGCUGUUCAGAUGAGCAUGUGACCCACUGCCUUGACCUCCUGGAUGGACACUUAAACCAGUUGAGCUAGAUUGGUGUAUGCAUGUCUGGAGAGGUUCAAAUUUGUUUAGAAACCAAGGUUGCAGGUUUGAUCUUUACAAAAGCCCUGGGAUCUUACAAAACCCAGAAAUUCUAUUCUUUCCAUGUGCUGUUGAUGAAGAGGAAUAGGAAAGAGAAUUUGGAGAUUCAGCACAAAACCAUUGCAGCUACUGGAAAAAAAUCUUUAGAAAAUGUCUUAGUAUCUGAGGUCAGUAAUGUCAUCUUCAUAUAUGAAGGACACAUGCAUGAUGCAUUGUUCACAGAAACAGAAAUAUGUAGUUGGUCGUGAUAAAUGUUUCACUUGAUCUUCCUGUAAGGCUUUUGUUUUUGCUUCUGUUUUUUAAAGUCAGCGAAACUUGGGUGUUUAUAUCAUCGGUAAGUCAUAAUCAGAAUAGGAGAUAAGUUCAAUCUAUAUUAAGGUGACAUGGCAAUAUUUCUAACUCGAAUGUGAAUGUUUCAAGUGUUGAAUUUUUGUCCCUAUGGGACAUUUAUUAAAUACACUUAAUAGGACUCUUGCAAAGUAGCCUUAAAAGUGUUAAUGAUUCUGUUAAUAACUAUGAACACAUCCUAUUACUAGAACCAACUCUACUCAUAUCUCAAAUACAGUACAUUUACGUAAUUUAGAAGAGAAAGCUCUAAUUUCUUAUUAGGUGUAUUUUUCUUUAGAAAGAGAAUCUUGAAAGCUGCCAGUUUUUCUAUUAAACCUUGAAUUAUUGGAAUUGUAUUUAUUUAAUUUUAUUGUUUUUACAAAAAUGCACCUUGUGGCCAGCGGGCAAAGAUAUGACUCGUGACACAAGGGAUUUCUGUUUUCUGAAGAGCUCAGUGUUUUCAUAUCCGUACUCUAUUCACUUGAAACAGUUGGUAGGAAGAGAACCUGUUGGAAAAAUACGCUUUUCGGAAGUAAAUAUUCCUCCGGAUGUUUUUACAUGAACUAAGUUUUGGAAUAGAACAGCAAUGGCUUUCACUUGGGGUAAGGCUAACACGCGGGUCGAAGAAGCCCUGCUUUGCUUAUUGGUUUCUGUGGGGAUUUAUCUAAUACCAUGACUGAAAAUAGCUUCUGCUCCAUUGAGAGUAAAAAUAGCCCCAUAAAUAGAAAACUCCUAAAUAACUAUUUUUUAAACAUUAAAUUUUGUAAAUCGCCUGCUGCCACAAUACAGCCGUGGUCUGUGUGCUUUUAAACAGCUCUAUACCCCUCCAUUUGUGUUCCUUUCCUAAAAGUCAUGAGUUGAUAGCAGAGGAAGUGAUAUUUAAAAAAAAUAAAGUAAUGAAAACUAAAAUGUCCCUGCGCGUAGGAAAGGUUUUGGAAGGAAAAUGGAGCAGAACUCAGUGUGUUCUGCAGAAUACAGCCAGUUAUGUUGUGUCCCUCACCCUCACCCCCCAUGCCCACCAGAAUCCUCACCAAAAGUAGUUCACUGCUCAAAAAAACAGGAGUAAGUACUUUUUCCAAUAUUGUUUGCCUAUGCAAAUACUUGUUUUACUUUAAUGUCCUCCAUUACACUUUGCAGCAAAUGUAGUUGCAGACAAAUGCUUUUUCUUUUUGAAUUUUUCCCUUGGUUUAGGGGUAUGUAAAUAGCCUAAAAAUGUACAUUGAAUUUCACAUUGUAAAAGUUUUAUUUUAUUCCUUGUAUUAUAUUAAGCAAAAAUCCAUAUGUAAAUGAAAGUGCAUAAUAAAUAUAUUUGCUUUACAGAGAA
Odocoileus virginianus texanus is the source of this 7906-nucleotide messenger RNA. Lineage: Eukaryota; Metazoa; Chordata; Mammalia; Artiodactyla; Cervidae. The record is from RefSeq and is a predicted model, not a curated record.